UGGAGCGUACUCGUCAUCCCGUGACUUUCCAAAGUUGAUAAUUAGCUCCUUAGUCUUUGCUGUAUUAAGAGACAGGUUGUUCUCUGAGCACCAGCUCACUAAGUUCUGUACCUCCGCUCUGUACGCUGAUUCGUCUCUGUUGGAGAUCAACCUGAUCACUGUUGUGUCGUCUGCGAAUUUGACGAUGGUAUUGGUGUUACAUGCAAGUACACAGUCGUAUGUACAGAACAACCAUGGAAAUAGCAGGGAGCUAAGAGAAUGGAGAUGACAGGGGGACGGUGAGGAAUGACGCCGAUGACAGACGCUGACCCGAACCCAGACAGUGAAGAAACCCCCUGGGCUCGGACCCUCCAGCCUGGGGAAGAGGUGACAGUGCCCAGCAGGAGCGACCAACACAGCAUCACCCAGCUCCUCAACUUCCACCAGCCGAGGCAGCAGGGUCCACAUGUGGGGUCUGGGGACGCCGAGCCAGAGGACUCCCCCCACUCUCGGGUGGUGAAUGUGGGAGCAGACAACGAGAUGGUGUUGUACGGGUACAGAUGGAGCUGGUGGCGGGCAGUCCCCUCCACUCUCCUUGGCCUGCUGACCGGAGGCAUGCUCCUCCUGGCCCUUCACUGCCGACCCCAGUGGCAGACGUGGUGUUUCUGCGCCCCGUGCCCCCUGCAGGAUGCCGAGCACGUCCUGAUGAAGACCACGGACGAAUUUCAGCAGUGGCAUCGUCAGAGGGUGAGGUCCCUGUCUCUGAGGUACAGCCCUUGGCCAGACCCCAGGCUCCCAGACUCUCCCGAGCCUGUUGACGAAUUCUCCCUGCUACGAAAAAACAUCUCCUUCACCGGCGUACAGAUCCGGUACGUGCAGCACCAGAGUGUCCGCUACAUCUGGGACCCCAGCAAGAGAGCCUUCGUCGUGCUGAGGGGUCUGGAACAGAACGUAUCCUGCUCGGAUCUCCAUAAGUACUAUCAGGAUGGAUUAGUUUACCAGGAGUCUCAGAACAGGAAACUGAUUUACGGUCCCAAUGUCAUUGCCGUCCAGGUCCCUCCAUACAGUAAGCUCCUGGGAAAGGAGAUCCUGAACCCCUACUACGGCUUCCAGGCAUUCAGUGUCAUUCUGUGGUUUGUCGAGGCUUACUACCCCUACGCCGUCGCCAUCAUCGUCCUGAGUGUCUCAUCCAUCGCACUGUCCCUGUACACAGCACGCAGGCAAUACGCAAUGCUGCAUGACAUGGUGAGGAGCCACAGCUCGGUCCGGGUGUUGGUGCUUCGUCGGGGUGGAGCUGCACAGACGGUGAGUUCGGCCGAGUUGGUACCUGGUGACGUGAUUCUUCUCCCCGAGCAGGAGGUGGUCCUGCCCUGUGAUGCCGUGCUUCUCACUGGCAAUGUGGUGGUCAACGAGAGCAUGCUGACAGGGGAGAGCGUCCCAGUGACUAAAGCCCCCCUCCCUGAGCUCUGCGAUGAAGACACUCUUCGCACCCCCAUCUUCCGCCUGCAGGACUAUCGGCGCUACGUCCUGUUCUGUGGGACCCGCACCCUCCGAGUCCGGCCCGACCAGGGGCAGGUCCGCGCAGUCGUCAUCCGCACCGGCUUCCUCACCACCAAGGGGCAGCUGGUCAGGUCUAUCCUGUACCCCAAACCUGUUGACUUCAAGCUGUUCCGGGACGCCAGGCGUUUUGUAGCCUGCCUGGUGCUUGCUGCUGUGUUGGGCUCCGUCUACACCGUAGUCAUCAGCUCCAUCCGCAGGGAGCCCAUCGUGGAGAUCGUGCUGAAGGCUCUGGACGUGGUGACCAUUGUGGUCCCACCAGCGCUGCCAGCCGUGGUGACGGUGGGCGUUGUCUAUGCCCAGCGACGCCUUCGGAGACGAGGAGUCCACUGCAUCAGCCCCCAUCGCAUCAACCUGUGUGGUCAGCUUGACCUCGUCUGCUUCGACAAGACAGGAACCCUGACGGAGAGUGGGAUGGAUCUGUACACCGUGGUCCCAGCUAAAAAUAAGAGCUUCCUGUACAGCGACAGUGAGCUGAUGGCACAGGCGCUGAAGGAGGAAGAGGAGGUGUUGGCUGCCAUGGCGACCUGUCACUCGCUGACCCUCACUUCGUCCCACACCUCCCUCCAGGGAGAGCCCCUCGAUCUCGCCCUCUUCCGGGCCACCAACUGGAUCCUGGAGGAGAUGGUCUCCGGACGUCCGGACCCACCCCAGCCGCUGCUCGUCGUCAGGCCCACCCGGCUCCCCCAGCCCCAGGGCAGCUCCACUCGGCUGGUCUGCCGUUUCCGCUCAGGCAUCGGCAUUCUUCGGCAGUUCCCUUUCUCCUCGUCACUGCAGCGGAUGACGGUCAUCGCCAAGGACCUGGACCAACAGCGGCUGGUGGCCUAUUGCAAGGGGGCCCCGGAGACGGUGGUGAAUCUGUGCAGCCCAGACUCGGUUCCCAACGAUUUCCAGGUGGUGAUGGAGAGCUUCACGCAGCGUGGUUACCGGGUUAUCGGCCUGGCCUUCCGCAAUUUCACCAGCUCUUUCCAAGAAGCUGACAUCAAAAAUGUAAAGAGGUUUGCAAGCACGAGUGCAGGAGAUGAGCUGGUGAGUUGCUGGUUGUGGAGGCUGUUGCGAGGAGGAAAUUGGCGAGCUUCUGAUUCGGUGUCUGCAGUAAGAAUCCUAGGACGUUGGCCGGAGCAGGAGGAAACAAUUGUUGGGAUCGAAUGUGUGAUGUGCGGGGGAAGGAUGACCCGGCUGCUGGGUGACCAAGGAGAUAGCACAUUGACCGCCGUCCAGGCAGCCAAGGAGUCCGGGAUGAUUGGGAAUGCGGAGAAGGUGAUCCGAGUGAAGGCAAAAUCACCCACGGCCACCUCCCGGGCCUCCGUCAGCUGGAGCAGCAUGAGGGAUCGGCAGUCCCAACAGGAAGCCCGUCUCUCUGGCAAUGAGCGGGAGGAAGACAAACCCAGGAUCCAUCUAGUUAUCGAUGGCCCAUCAUUGGCCGUGAUCGAAGACCAAUUCCCUGAGUUGCUGCCCAAGGUCACUCUGUGUGGGACUGUAUUUGCAAGGAUGUCCCCUGACAUGAAGACCAAGCUGAUCAAAUCUCUGCAAAGUCUUGACUACGUCGUGGGAAUGUGUGGAGACGGGGCCAAUGACUGUGGGGCACUGAAGACAGCCCACGUGGGAAUAUCGCUGUCCCAGCUGGAAGCAUCUGUGGCCUCUCCGUUCACCUCCAAGCUGCCCACGAUAGAAUGUGUGCCCAUCCUGAUAAAGGAAGGCCGUGCAGCUCUCGUGACCUCUUUCUGUGCCUUCAAGUACAUGGCCCUGUACAGUAUGAUCCAGUACGUCAGUGUGCUUAUCCUGUACUAUAUCUCCAGUAACCUGGGUAACUGGGAAUUCUUGUACGAGGACCUCUUCAUCACAAGUGCCAUUGCCAUCUCUAUGAGCAGGAACCAGGCUUACGAGCACCUGGUUCCACAGCGUCCCAACGCCAGGCUUGUAUCACCACAGAUCCUCGUGUCCGUCCUGAUGCACAUCGGAGUCUGCGCUGCCUUCCAGCUGACAGGCUUCCAUCUCGUCCAGGUCCAGCCUUGGUAUAACUCCUGGGACCAAGGAGCACAGGCCUGCAUGUCCAAUGAUACGUUUUAUGGAGCUCCGGCCCUACAGAGACAAAACAGCAGUGGAGUUUUCUUCAACAUUCAGUGGAAAAUCAGCAACUACAUUAACACCACCAUUUUCUUCGUGUCUGUUUUCCAGUACAUCACCAUCGCCUUCGUCUUCUCCAUCGGCAAACCCUUUCGCAAACCCAUUUCCACCAACUAUUUGUUCCUGGCUGCUCUUGUCACCCUUUACCUUUUUACCCUCUUCCUGAUGCUCUUUCCGAGCAGGAGCCUCGACAGUUUUUUUGAGUUUGUGUGCAUACCCUACAUCUGGAGAAUCUACAUCUUGCUCAUGGUCAUCGCUCAUUUUGCAUUGUCCGUCCUGCUGGAGGAGAUGGUGACCAACAACCACCGCCUGUGGGACUGGCUGAGCCGUGUGGACUGUUCGUCUGCCUCGCUGCUGAAGCACAGGAAACUGCACCGGGAGCUGCAGAAUGACCCUUCCUGGCCUCCGUUCUCCGUCUCUGAAUGACACGCAGGGGCAACGAACGGCAACGGUCGCUGACAUUAUUGAUUCACAAUUAAAUGGUUAUACAGAUUCCCGCUCAGUGUCUGAGGUUCCUUUAGUGAUGCAAGUAUUGUUGUAAAUAAAUUACAGAUACUUCAGCUGCGUGUGGUGAGUGAUCUGUGCGUUACCAGGGCUGUUCUCUCUCUCUGGAUCCCCAUUCUCAACUGGUCCCGAUUUUUAGAACAUAGAGCAAUACUGUACUGUACAGUACAGCCCUUUAACC
Mobula hypostoma (lesser devil ray) is the source of this 4348-nucleotide messenger RNA. RefSeq names its product polyamine-transporting ATPase 13A3-like. The transcript is spliced from 31 exons. Gene Ontology annotation, cellular component: late endosome membrane. Gene Ontology annotation, biological process: polyamine transmembrane transport; intracellular calcium ion homeostasis. The record is from RefSeq and is a predicted model, not a curated record. Gene Ontology annotation, molecular function: polyamine transmembrane transporter activity; ATPase-coupled monoatomic cation transmembrane transporter activity; ATP hydrolysis activity. NCBI's taxonomy places the organism in Eukaryota, Metazoa, Chordata, Chondrichthyes, Myliobatiformes, Myliobatidae. The coding region runs from base 286 to 4089 and encodes 1267 amino acids.